Molecule: messenger RNA, 3247 nt
Organism: Paramisgurnus dabryanus
Lineage: Eukaryota; Metazoa; Chordata; Actinopteri; Cypriniformes; Cobitidae
Gene: aar2
Product: AAR2 splicing factor
Biological process (GO): spliceosomal tri-snRNP complex assembly
Source: RefSeq, a predicted model, not a curated record
AAUUCAAUCCUGCCAUACAAGAGGCGAAACUCUGAUGCGUUUUUGGCAACAGCCACUAGGUGGUGCUUCGGUAGCGCGGCCGCCAUUUUGGAAUGAAAAUUCUCACAGCCAAUUCAUUCUCAGCGAAUCUCACAGCCAAAUCAGAAGCGCAAUACAGGAACAAAUAUGGAUCCCGAAGUGGCCCGAGGAUUGUUUGAAGAAGGCGCCACUAUUAUUCUACUUGGUGUUCCUGAAGGAACAGAGUUAGGACUUGACUACAAAACCUGGACCCUGGGUCCUCGAUUCCGUGGGGUGAAAAUGAUACCUCCAGGACUUCACUUCCUCCAUUACUGCUCCACCAACAGCACUUGUGGAGAGAUUGGCCCUAAAACUGGACUGUUCCUCUCAUUGAAACCUCGUGAGGUAAUCAUAGCACACUGGAACAAAACAGAUGAUGAUCUGGCGUUCUCUCAUAAUGCUGAGGAAGUUGAGCGUGCAAAGGUCAAUCUACAAGAACUGGACCCAUAUCUGGGGCCAUACCCAUAUGACACACUCCGGAAAUGGGUUUCCUUGACUGACAGACUCAGUCAGGAGGUAGCCAGCACUUUGCAACCCCUAAGUGGUAGGGUGUGCGCCUUUAGUGAUGUUGUUCCAGAACUGCAGCUGACACAUACUGAAGACAGGGCAAAGGAGAAUCUACCUCAUAAUGAUACGGAAUGUCAGAGUAUGAAGGAGGGAUUGGACCGACUGCCUAAGAUGAAACAAAGAGAAGGCACAGAGUUACGCUUUUCCCACAUUCCCAAGCAGGUUUACCCUCCUGGGGCCACACCUGCUCAGAUUACCAAAUAUAGUAUGGAUCUAAGCUACGCUCUCAACUGUGUCCUUGACAGUCAUUAUAGAGAACAACCACUGGAUAUACUAGGAGAGCUGCAGUUUGCGUUUGUUUGCUUUCUCAUUGGAAAUGUAUAUGAGGCCUUUGAGCACUGGAAAAUACUGUUAUCUAUGCUCUGUCGCUCUGAAGAGGCCAUGAAAGAAAAAAAGGAUUUGUAUCUGGGCCUCAUCGCUGUGCUUUACCACCAGCUGGGAGAAAUUCCUCCAGACUUCUUUGUGGAUAUUGUAUCCCAGAGCAACUUUCUUACAUCCACACUUCAGGACUUCUUCCAGUUUGCCAUCAGCCCUGGGGUUGACUGCACUUUACGCAAAAGAGCUGAAAAAUUUAAAGUCUACCUGACUAAAAAGUUUUGUUGGGACUUUGAUGCAGAUCUUGAUGAGUGUGCACCAGUGGUGGUGGAUCUUCCAGAAGGAGUCACUGUUGACUGAUAAUGCUUAAAGAUCUGUUUUGUUGCUGCGUUUGCAUAUACAUCUUGCAUCGUUGUCACGUAAACAUAGCAAACAUCAGAAACAGUAUAAACUCUAAAAAUGUUUUGGCCAAUUCACUUUAAUUAUUUUUUAAUAAAAAAAACGCAAAAACAUUUCAUUGGAAUCAAGCGAUUAAAAUGUUGGACAGAAUAAUUUGUCCCCCUAAAAAUUAUUUAGUAAAAUAUUUUUUUAUGUAUAUUACCACUUAAUGGUUAAAAAAUGUUUUAGCAUACCAUGGUUACUGGUUGGAAAAUGAAAAUGUCCAGCCAUGACUUCCUGUUUAUAUAUUUACUGUGUGUGUGCGUGCGCGUGUGUGUGUGUACACAAUGUGUAGGGGAGACCGGGGUUGGUUGUCACAAUUUUUACUCAUCCAUGAAUUGCUCAUCUUCAAAAAAUCUUUCAGCAGUAAUUAUUAUAUGAAAUGAAAACUUGGGGUCUUGGCUUUAAAUGUGUAUACUUUUUACUUUUAGAAUGUAUUGUAACAGGAAGUAAUUAACCAUCAAAGACACUCUGACACAAUGUGUCCCUAUAGUGGUUCAAUAGGAUUUCGGUGAAAAAUUGGGAUCUGAAUAGAUAAUGUGUAACUUUUUAGUUUUUUAAGCUAGAAACUGCAAAUAAGUUUUAAUAUGAAUACCACAUCUAUGAUAGUUGUCAUCAAUGCCCAUUAUGUUUAAACAAUGGGAUUAAAGUGGGUGAUCAGUUACUUGAAUUGUCUGCUUUGUUGAGAAAUAAAGUGAAAAUAAUUUGUAGUGUUAAAACCUCUUUAUUUAAUGCUUUAUUUAUUUUAUUAACAGCAAAAUUCAUUUAACAGCAAACAAAACCAAACAAACAGACCAUAAGUCUUAAAAGGUCUACAUGUCCAAUACUUACACGUGACAACCAACCCCAACUGACUUCUUGACAAACAUGCUAAGCUAGCUGCCACACGGCUUUAACUUGAUAGCUAAAAAAUGACUCAAAAUAAAGCUACUACUUUUGGCUUUUUAAUAAGUGUUUUGUUUUUGAAUGAUUAAUAUCCUACAAGAUCUCAACACAAAAACAACAAAAACAUGAAAAUUUACCCAUAAAAAUUAAAAAAUGUCUCCUAACCUCAAUGUUUUAUGUCUGCUCAGCAAAAUUACAAGUGCAAAUGAGUAAGCUAUUAAAGGCUAACAAAUUGAUAUCAAAAUUGUACCACAGCGCCAUGUAGUAUGUCUGGAAUAAGCAGUGUGACAACCAACCCGUGAGACAACCAGCCCCAGUCUCCCCUACAAUGUGUAAAUAUAAGGUUAUACAAAGACCAAUUGUUAAACAUGCAUCACAAUAGGUAAAACCUAAGAAUAUAGUUAUUAUGUGCAGUAAAAGGUUGUUGAGCAUCACACAAUUGAGGGUGGCUGUUAGAAAAUAGCUGAAACAUGAAAAAAAUCCCAUUAAUAUUUAAAGAUUUACUUCAUCAGGGCAAUCUGCUUAAAAGAGGAUGUGUAUUGUCCUCAGUGGCAGCUUGUGACUACUCUUCGGAAGGGUGCAAAGGAACUAAAUAGUAAAGCCUCGAUGUACAAUAAGGGACAUGUGACAUUUAAGAGUGAUGGGUAUUUCAAAAAUUUAUAAAUUAUUCCCAUGCAUCGAUUUUAAUGUUAAACAUUUGUAAAUCCAAAUGAAUCCAUAUGGAAUAUAUUCAGACAGUUUAAGAUACGAUCUUUGAAUUUUCAAGUCGAAAAUAUCUUAUUUUGACACCGCCGCACAGGAGGCAUGGCAAACUGAAAUAAAACUUUAAAGACACAAAUAUUAUGUUUAUGUCUAAAACUAUAUUUAAAUAAAACCCUUGAAAUGAAAGGUCCACUAAUAAUCGCCUUAACUAGAGUGAUGUCAAUAAUGUUUCCAUGUAAGAACUUGUUAUAAAUAUUAAAAACUUAAGCAAACGACCACAAAU